Messenger RNA from Didymosphaeria variabile, 657 nucleotides. RefSeq lists its product as uncharacterized. The record is from RefSeq and is a predicted model, not a curated record. The coding region runs from base 1 to 657 and encodes 218 amino acids. The transcript has a single exon. Lineage: Eukaryota; Fungi; Ascomycota; Dothideomycetes; Pleosporales; Didymosphaeriaceae.
AUGCCACCUGCAACAUUAGAGACCAAGGACAUUGUCGAGCACGCCUUAGCCGGUGGCCCUACUGGAAAUGGAACUGCCCAACUGAAAUCGCGCUUCACGCGCGCUGAGAAACGCAAGUUUGCUCGCGGAAAGAAAGCCAUCCAAGUCCCCCAGGCCCCGAAGAACAAUACAAAGCCAAAGAUCGACUUUCGUAAUUCUGCAUCAGUUAAACUAGAUAUUUCCAAGCUCUUGCCCUCUCAAAUUGAUACUUACCUUGCCCUGCUUGAGGCGAAGGCGCGCGUUGGUCGCUCGAAGCCGAGCAGCCUUGCCGAUCGUGUAACCCGCGACAACGUCAAGAAGGAGAAGGCAGGCGAGAAGCCGAAGAAGGAGCUAAGUGCCGCUAAAUUGGAUAAAAUCGAGAAAAGAAGACAGCUCAGAGCGGCCAGAAAGGAAGCCUGGUUAGCGAAGAAGGUGGCCGAUGUGGAGAAGAAAGAGCCUACCGAGGCCACGCCGGCUGCAGUGCCCGCGAAAUCUCCAGUGCGAACUGCGGCCACAUCUCGCCCACCGUCGCGUCGUGCAUCAGCCAUUGCCCGCUCUCCAGCUCGUACUCGCUCUGCUAGUAUAGUCCCGGCUACCCUUCCCCACCCGGAAGACACAUUCGAAGAACUAGAAUACUAG